Hyla sarda is the source of this 939-nucleotide messenger RNA. RefSeq names its product olfactory receptor 2A12-like. NCBI's taxonomy places the organism in Eukaryota, Metazoa, Chordata, Amphibia, Anura, Hylidae. The record is from RefSeq and is a predicted model, not a curated record. Gene Ontology annotation, cellular component: membrane. Gene Ontology annotation, molecular function: G protein-coupled receptor activity; olfactory receptor activity. Gene Ontology annotation, biological process: G protein-coupled receptor signaling pathway.
AUGGAUCUCGCCUAUAACAGGACAUUGGUCACUGAGGUCAUUCUCCUUGGAUUCUCCAACAAUUCUAAGAUUAAUCUUGCACUCUUCUUUUUCUUUUUGGCCAUCUAUUUGGUAACCAUAUUCGGCAAUGGCUUCAUGAUGUGCGUCAUCAUCGUCAGUGCUCAUUUACACAUCCCCAUGUACUUUUUUCUAUGUAAUUUAGCUUUUAUAGACUUUUUUUACUCUUCAUCGACUGUUCCGAAACUUCUGGUGGACCUCUUGUUUCCUGUGGAAGAACAUAAACUUGUUUGCGGCAUUCAAGUCUUUGUUGGGCUUUUUCUUGGAAACACGGAGAGCUUGCUGCUUGUUGUCAUGGCGUAUGACCGAUAUGUGGCCAUAUGUAGACCCCUCUACUAUCCGGUCCUUAUGAGGUGGAGCGUUUGCUAUAGACUUAUUGCCAUUGUGUGGGUAUGCAGCUUCAUGACCACAGUGGUUCCUUCCCUAUUGAUGCCAAUGAGGGCUUGUAACCCAAAUCGGAUCAACCACAUUGCUUGUGAGGUCCUCGCGGUCAUAAAGUUGUCCUGUGAUAGCACUCACCAGAAUGAAGUUGUGAUAUUGUCUCUCAGUUUUUUCUCUCUUCUCGUUCCCUUUGUCUUUAUUAUACUAUCUUACAUAUUCAUUAUAUCCUCCGUGUUAAAGAUCCGAUCGGCCGGGAGGUCUAAAGCCUUCUCUACAUGUAGCUCCCAUCUUACCGUGGUGAUCUUGUUCUAUGGAACAGCGAUGAUCAUGUACUUUGGACCUGGUUCACAUUACGCAUCCAAUGAAGCAAAAUAUAUUUCUGUUUUUUAUGGGAUUAUGAUUCCGAUGUUAAAUCCUCUGAUUUACAGUCUGAAAAACAAAGAGGUGACCAAAAUUUUAUUAGUAAAAAAGACAAUAACAGAUUCCCGUGCUGGACUUUAA